CAACACUGAAAUGUGUGACAACUGAUGGAAAUUUUUAUCAACACUUGACACUCUCUGUUACUAGAUUUUUUAAUAACAAAACAAUUUUAGGUUAAAUACCCCUUAGUUAUUUAACAAAGUUAAAGUUUUGUUUAAAACAAUGGAAAACUGUCGGAAAUUAUUAAAAUUUGUUGUCAAAGUGCCGCAUAGAGAAAUUUCCACAACAGCAGUACUUGCGGGAAAACGGAAUUUUCGUAAAUUUCUCGUUUACAAUAAGCGAGGAACUCGAGCAGUAAAAGAACAACAAAAGACCCUAGCAAAUCCACCAGUAGCUGUGCAUAAACGAGGUGUACGCGAUACUGGAAUUAUGGUUAAUGGAAAAUAUGUAGAAAUACCCGAAAAGAUACCAGAAUUAAUCGUUCCAGAUUUAACUGAUUGCAAAUUUAAGCCUUAUGUAUCGUAUAGGGCACCAGAUGUAGUUCAAUCUGAAUUUACUAGCUUAGAUCUUUUUAAUGCAAUAUAUUCACAAAAAAUAAUUGAUGACUUUAAAGAUGGAAAAUUGAAUGCUGAUGGCAGUUCGACUAAACCUUCCGAUGCUGAAAAUCUAACAGCAACAGAAGCUUAUACUCGAGCAAGAAAAACAGGAUCGGAUAUCUUUUAAAUCUUUAUAUUUAUUGUACU
Messenger RNA from Teleopsis dalmanni, 660 nucleotides. It is a transcript of the gene mRpL41, whose product is annotated as 39S ribosomal protein L41, mitochondrial. NCBI's taxonomy places the organism in Eukaryota, Metazoa, Arthropoda, Insecta, Diptera, Diopsidae. The record is from RefSeq and is a predicted model, not a curated record. Gene Ontology annotation, molecular function: structural constituent of ribosome. The transcript has a single exon. Gene Ontology annotation, biological process: translation. Gene Ontology annotation, cellular component: mitochondrial large ribosomal subunit. Bases 140 to 640 code for a protein of 166 amino acids.